Molecule: messenger RNA, 4055 nt
Organism: Vigna radiata var. radiata (mung bean)
Lineage: Eukaryota; Viridiplantae; Streptophyta; Magnoliopsida; Fabales; Fabaceae
Product: pentatricopeptide repeat-containing protein At1g03560, mitochondrial
Exons: 4
Coding region: 74-1936 (620 amino acids)
Molecular function (GO): protein binding
Source: RefSeq, a predicted model, not a curated record
CAAACACUUAACACAGAAAUAAAACGCAGUUGUUUUUUCAGGACCUAUUGACAAACAAAAUAGUGAGAGAGUCAUGAGAAGAGUAGCCCUUGCGCUACUCAUACGAGUUUACCCUUUGCGCAGCCACAAUGCACGGCGCUCGUUCAGCACACUCCUCCCUCCGCCGCGCGAGGUGGUGGAACCCUUCUGCAACCUCUCCGACGUCGUUUCCUCACCUCAAACCUCUCCGUGGGUCCCUCAAAUCAUCUCCCUCCUCGACGGUUCUCCCUCCAUGGAGUCCAACCUCGACUCCUUCUGCCGCCAAUACCUCAUCUCUCUCUCCCCCGCCUUUGUUUCCCACACGCUCCGCUCCCUCUCCGACCCUCUCACCGCCACGCGCUUCUUCUCUUGGGCCGCCACACAACCCAACUACACCCACUCCCUCGACUGCCACGUGUCCCUCCUCCCCCUCCUGCCCCCCUCCUCCCUCCCCGCCGCUGUCGCCAGCCUCCGCCACGCCAACCUCCCCAUCACCCUCCCGGCUGCCCACUCCCUUGCCAAAACCCUAGCCUCCGCCGGCCUCAUCCAUGAUCUCCUCUGGCUGUUCCGCGCCAUGACGACCAACAACCUCCCUCUCUCCCUCAUCAUCCUCAACUCCCUCCUCAACGCCCUCGUCAACGCCUCCCUCGUCGACUCCGCCGAGCGCGUGUUCAAAUCAAUGCAGGAAGGCGCGUCGCCCAAGCCCGACGUCGUCAGUUACAACACGCUCGUCAAAGGCUACUGCAAGGUCGGGCGAACGCGGGACGCGUUCGCCAUGCUUCGCGAAAUGGAGGCUGAAAACGUUCCGCCCGAUGAGGCCACGUACAUGACCCUGAUGCAGGCGUGUUACAAUGAGGGUGACAUAGAUUCGUGCGUGAGGCUUUACCAUGAGAUGGAGGAGGAUGAAGUGUUGGUAACGAAAAUCCCUUCUCACGCGUAUAGUUUAACAAUAUGUGGUUUGUGUAAGCAGGGGAAGGUUGUGGAGGGUUGUUUUGUGUUUGAGAGUAUGAUUAAGAAAGGUUGUGUGGCUCACAAGGCUGUGUAUACUGCCAUGAUUGAUGGUUAUGCCAAGAGCGGGAACAUGGAUGCGGCGCUCUCGUUUUUGGAGAGGAUGAAGGUGGAUGGAGUUGAGCCUGAUGAGGUUACUUAUGGUGCUGUUGUAGGUGGUUUGUGCAAGAGUGGGAAAGUGGAGGAGGCCAUGGGUUAUUUUAGGUUUUGUAAGGGUAAUGGGGUGGGUGUGAAUGCUGUGUUCUAUUCGAGUUUGAUUGAUGGGCUUGGGAAGGUUGGGAGGGUGGAUGAGGCGGAGAGGCUGUUUGAGGAAAUGGCGGAAGUGGGGUGUCCACCGGAUUCGUAUUGUUACAAUGCUCUGAUGGAUGGUUUGUGCAAGAGUGGGAGGGUUGAUGAGGCUCUGGUGUUGUUUAGGCGGAUGGAGCAAGAGGGGUGUGAGCAGACUAUUUAUACUUUUACUAUACUUAUAAGUGAGCUCUUCAAGGAGAGGAGGAACGAGGAGGCGCUGAAGCUGUGGGAGGAGAUGAUCGACAAAGGUGUCACGCCGAAUGCUGCAUGUUUCAGGGCUCUUUCAAUUGGGCUGUGUCUUUCAGGGAAGGUUGCAAGGGCCUGCAGGGUGUUGGAUGAGCUUGCCCCGAUGGGGAUUGUUCUGGAGAGAGCCUAUGAGGACAUGAUUGGUGUGCUGUGCAAGGCUGGUCGUGUAAAGGAGGCCUGCAAGUUGGCUGAUGGGAUUGUGGAUAGGGGUAGGGAAAUACCAGGAAAGGUUCGGACUGUGCUGAUCAAUGCCUUGAGGAAGGCUGGUAAUGCGGAUUUGGCGAUUAAGUUAAUGCACAGCAAGAUUGGUAUUGGGUAUGAUCGAAUGCGGAGUGUUAAAAAGCGAGUGAAGUUCCAAACCCUCGUCAACAGCUGAUUAUCUUGAAGUUGAGCUGUAGACUCAAUGGUUGGUCCCUGAAGUUUUGUUAUGUGGGUUUUACAUGGACAAUUUCAGGAUAUACUAUUUCAAUCCAAAUGUGUGUUGUUUCACUUUGAAGGGUGCUUAGUUAAAUCGGCAAGUAACUUUGGAUUGAAUGUUUGGGGAAAGUGACUUUAGACUUAUUUGGCUUCUUCGUGGUUGCAAACCUGACCGACCAGAUGAUCAUAGGAAUACUGAUGCUUGGUCCCCAUUUGUAGUCACACCAUGGCUUCAGGUUUCAUGGAUACAGGCAAGGAGUCGAGGGUGGAUCAUUUGAAGAUCUAAUAUUUUAAGUUAUAAGUGUUCAGUUUCAUGUUGAAUGAUGCUAAAUUAAAUCUCUUUAGCCUGUAUAUCCGACUAACUUUGGAUUCAGUGUCCAGGUAAAGUGACUUAUUGGGCAUCAAACUGAACAAAAAGUAAUUAGACAAAACUCAAGGUGCAGGACAACAUUUUUUGGGCACCAGUGCACCCUAGAGUGUAACAUGUGGAUAACAUGUUUAAAUAACAAAAAUGGGUUAGAUCUCAGUUGUGGUAAAAGCGUAUGAAGAAAAUUGUUAUUUAAAUGUGAGCCCCCUGCUAAGGUAAUCAAGAACUCAAAGUUUUGGUCGAGCUUUCAAAAUCCUAAUAAGUAUUCGGAAGGCAGAAAGUAUACUCUGAAUAUUAGAAAUUUGCUCAUCAAUGAGUGUGAAGUGGUACUUUGAGUAAGUUUGGUUGAGGUGGCUUGACAGCAGAUACGAUUGAAGGGGUGAUUUCUCAUUAAAGGUGUUGUAGUGGCGAUGGCAACGCUGCAUCUUGAUGGUGGCGCUGGAAUUGGUCGGCAGCAACUUCACCAGUCGCUGAAGGUGUCAGAGUAGGUCUGCCACUAUUUAGUCUUAUUGUAUGGUUGAGGUUGGUGGACGGAAGAUCCGAUUGAAGGCAUGGUUUGGUUUCUCAAUGAAGAUCCAUGAGAUGACUUAUAAAUACGAGGUUAGGACCAACAACUAGAAUGUCUUUUGCAGGUACCUCCUUUGCCAAGAAGGUGACAACACAAGACGAAAGUUCAUUGAGCGGCCAAGACUGAAGGCAACCGUGCGGCCAUAGAGAAGCCAACGGUCCAGAUUGAAGGAAGGUAGGUGACCCAAGCAUUCAGAAGCAAAGAAGAUACAUCGGAAAAGGUUAGUCUCUCAGUCCUACAAAUCCCUACUUAAACAUUUUGGCGCCUAUUGUGGGGUCGGGGGGCAUCCCACUGAAACCACAAGGAACCAGGCAAGGACGCAGUCUCAGCAUCAUCAUGUCAACCACACCCUAACAUAUUGGUCCCGAUAGAAGAAACCAUCAAUGUCAACAAAGCCUCUACGGAUUUACAACAUAAAGAAGCAUCCCUUGUGACUCAUGAAUCACCUGGUAAAAAACUCACCAACAGGACCAAAACACUUCAGCGGCUUUGUUCAACCAUUCGGCCAUUCGGCCUCACAAGUAUUCAGCCACUCAGUCCCAACUGUUCGGCCACUCGACCUCAACUGCUCAGCCUUCCAUGGCCUUGAGUGUUCAAUUACUCAGCCAUUCGACCUCACAAGUGUUUGGCCAUUCGGCCUCACAGGUGUUCGGCCACUCGGCCUCUACUGCUUGGCCAUUCAGCCUCACAGGUAUUCGGCCACUCAGGUACUCAGUCAUUCGGCCUCAUAGGUGUUCGACCACUCGAUGUCAACUGCUUAGCCUUUCAUGGCUAUAAAUGUUCAAGCAUUCAACCAUUCGACCUCACAAGUGUUCGACCACUCAGCCUUCCAUGGUUGCGAGUGUUCAACUACUCGGUCAUUCGGCCUCACAAGUGCUUGACCAUUCGCCCUUGCAGGUACUCUAUCAUUCAACCUCACAUGUGUUCGACCAUGACGACCGGUCAAGACCGAAGUCCACCGAGUGACCAAAAUUGAAGUCAACCAAGCAGUCCACAUUGAAAACUAACCGACCAUAGAAAAGUGAGCAGUCCAGACUGAAGGAAGACACAUUAAAAAGUGUUAGUCUCUAGGUCCUACAAAUUCCUACCGAAAAACAUGUUAAUUUGAGUUCGUAUAAUACAUUAAGCUACGUCAUUUCAUAA